CCGGUACGCCCGGGCGCACUUGGCCCCAGCCUGGCUCCAGCUCCCACCCGUCCCUCCAGCUCCCGCCCGGUGCUGGAGUUGUCAACUGGUUCCCCAGCUCCCGCCCGGUGCUGCAGUUGUGAACUGGUUCCCCAGCUCCCGCCGGCUGCUCUGAUUUCAUCCCGUGGAGGAGCGGCUCCCGAGGAGGAAGGAGAGGGUAGAGGGGUCGGAGCGCUGCCCCCCCCCCACCCCCACCGCUUGUUGUCUUCUUUGUGGGUGUGAGGAGGGCGAGGUGAGGGCGAGGUGAGGGUGAGGUGAGGGUGAGGAGACACACAUCGACCGCUCACCAUGGCGUCCGAGUUCGAGACCGGGCGAAUUCGCACGCUGCAGGAGGAGCGGAUGCGCGUGCAGAAGACGACGUUCACGCGGUGGAUGAACGUGUUCCUGCAGCGGGUGGAUGUCACGGUGGAGGACGUGUACACGGAGCUGCAGGACGGCCUGGGCCUCAUGAAGCUGCUGGAGAUUCUGUCCGGGGAGAGCCUGCCCAAGCCGAGCCGCGGCCGCAUGCGCCUCCACUACGUGGAGAACAACAACCACGCUCUCAACUUCCUGCGACAAAAGAAAGUGAACGUGGACUUGAUUGGCGGGGAGAACGUGGUGGAUGGAGACCGGACCCUCAUCCUGGGCCUCAUCUGGAUCAUCAUCCUGCGCUUCCAGAUCUCCGGCAUCCUGGAGGAUGUGGGUCCCGGCUCCGAGGAGCGCCGCUCCGCCAAGGACGCGCUGCUGCUGUGGUGCCAGCGCAAGACGGCCGGCUACCGCGACUGCGAAAUCAAGAACUUCACGAGCAGCUGGCGCGACGGCCUCGGCUUCAACGCGCUGAUCCACGCGCACAGGCCGGAUCUGCUGGACUACGACCGCCUGCGCCAGCGCGACCACUUGAAGAACCUGCGGCAGGCGUUCGGGAUCGCGGAGGGUGACCUGGGCAUCGCUCGGCUCCUCGAGGCGGAGGACGUGGACGUGCCCCAUCCCGACGAAAAGUCCAUCAUGACCUACGUGUCGCUCUACUACCACUACUUCUCCCGCAUUCACAAGGAGCAGACGGGGGGCAAGCGCAUAGCCAAGAUCGUGGGCCUGCUGACGGAGGCGGAGGAGCUGAAGACGCAGUACGAGACUAUGGUGACGACGCUGCUCCAGUGGAUCGAGCGCAAGAUCUUGGAGCUCAACGACCGGCGCUUCCCCAACUCGCGCAACGGCAUGCAGGCGCUGCUGUCGGCGUUCGCGCGCUACCGCACCGAGGAGAAGCCGCCCAAGUACCAGGAGCGCGGGCUGCUGGAGGCUCACCUCUUCGCCGUGCGCACCAAACUGCGCGCCAACAACCAGCGCGACUACGUGCCGCCCGAGGGCCGCACGCUGCGCGACAUCGAGCGCCGCUGGGGCGAGCUGGAGCGCGCCGAGCACGCGCGCGAGAAGGCCCUGCGCGCCGAGCUCAACCGCCAGGAGAUGCUCGAGCGGCUGGGCCAGCGGUUCCAGCGCAAAGCGGCACUGCGCGAGGCCUACGUGGCCGAGAUGGGCCGAGUCGUCGCUGCGCAGGAGGCGCAGCCCGACAAGCUGGCCGCCGUCGAGGCGGCGCAGCGGCGCCUCGAGGCCGUGAGCACGGACGUGACCGCGGGGCGCAACCGCCUCGACGCCCUGGUCGGCAUGGCCGACGUGCUGACCAAGGAGAAAUUCCACGACAUGGCCAACGUGGCCAAGAGGAAGAGCGCCAUCGUGGAUCGCUGGUCCGCGCUGCAGAAGCAGAUUGCGCGCAACCAGGAGGUGCUGUCCCGCAUGGCGCAGGCGCUUCGCCUGCUGCGGGACGUCGAGUCGCUGGAAACGGAGCUGCGCGAGCUUCAGGCCAAGGUGAGCUCGGAGGACGUGGGGCGGCACCUGGAGGCCACGCAGGCGCUGCUGCAGAGGCACGCGCUGUCGGAAGCGCAGGUUGCCACGUGCGCCGAGGCCAUGGGCCUCCUGGACGGCCGUGCCAAGGAGCUGUCGCGGAGCCCCGACGCGCAGACCCUCGUGGCCAAGAUGCGCACGCUGCACCAGACCUUCGACAAGCUCCGCAGCACCAGCCAGGCCAGGCGUGCGCGGCUGGAAGAGGCGCAGGCAGUGUGGCUCUUCCUGCGCGACUGCGAGGAAGAGGAGCUGUGGGUGCAGGAACGAGCGCAGCGCCUGCGCACGGCGCCACUCGGCCGAGACCGGGCGCAGACGGAGAGCCUCGCUCACAAGCACAAGGCGCUGGAGGCCGAGUGCCGCUCGCACGAGACGGCGUGGCGCGCGGCGGCGCGGCGCGGCGAGGAGGUGUGCGGCGGGAAGCGCGGCGGGACACGGGGCCCGCGGGAGGACGUGGCGCGCGCCCUCGGCGCCGUGCAGGAGUCGUGGCGCCGCCUGCACGAGCUGCUGGCGUUGCGCUCGUCCCUGCUUCAGCAAGCGGCGCUUCUGCAGCUGUUCUACGAGGAGGUGGACGAGAUGGAGUCGUGGCUGAGAGAGAAGCUGCCGCUGCUGAGCAGCGAGGACGUGGGGCGCGACGACUCCGGCGCCGAGGCGCUGCUCAAGCGGCACCAGCGCCUGGAGCGCGACCUCGAGCAGCGCGGAGGAGACGUGCGCAAGCUCGCCGAGCAGGCGCGCGCCCUCGUGCUGGCGGCGCCGCCGCCCGGCCCGGGUGAGCAGGGGAGCGCGGCGCCACGCAGGAGGGAGAGCGAGGAGAAGGUGGAGCACGUGGAGCUGCCGCACGUGAAGAUGCGCUACAAGUUUGAGGGUCGUGACAUCAGCGUGGCGCAGGGCGAGGAGGUGGUGCUGCUCAAGAAGAGCAGCAAGGAGUGGUGGCACGUGCGCACGCGCGCCGGCCAGAGGGGCCACGUGCCCGCGUCGUACGCCCAGGAGAUAGGGGCCAAGCCGGUCCCGCAGGUGGUACGCAAGACUGAGGUCCUCACGGCUUCCUCCGCACAGCGGCCGGGCUCGGCCGAGAGACGAACCCAGGCCGAGCCGAGUCCGAAGUCGGCGGGAGCAGAGCUGGAGGAUGUGGCGCGGCGCCAGCGCUCGCUGCAGGCCACCUACGACCGCGUGUGCCAGCUGGCCGAGGCUCGCAAGAAGGCGCUGCACGAGGCGCUGCUCAUGUUCCGCUUCUUCUCCGAGUGCAACGAGCUGGAGUCGUGGAUAUCCGACCGCGAGAACGUCCUGGAGAGCAGCCUCCAGUCGCAGAACCUGGAGCGCAUGCGUCGGCAGUUCGAGAAUCUCCUGACGGAGCUGGCGGCCGGGCGAGGCAGGCUGGACGCCAUGAACCGCACGGCGGAGGAUCUCCUGCGCCAGGGCCACGGGCAGCGCGCGCGCAUCCGCGCCCGGCAGGACGACAUCAACGCUCGGUGGCGGCGCCUGGAGUCGCUGCGCAUGGACCGCGAGCGCCGUCUCACCGAGGCCGGCAACGUGGCCGCGUUCCUGGACGCGUUCGCCGAGCUGUGGGAGCUGCUGCAGGAGAAGCUGGCGGCGGCGAGCAACCCCGAGGUGGGCGCCACCCUGAGCGCCGUCCAGGCCGCGCUGCGGCAGCACGAGGCCCUGCAGCGGGACAUCGCAGCGCUUGGUGCCAACGUCGAUUUCCUCAAGAAAAUGGGACAAGCGGCCGCGAGCAACGAGCCGGCCGAGCGGGACGUGGUGAUGAAGAAGCAACGCGAGGUGGACGGCCUGUACGCACGGGUGCAGCGCGAGGCCGAGGCUCGUCGCCACCGCCUGCUGGACGCCCUGAGGAAGCUGGGCCUGCUGGACGAGGGGCGGGCGCUGAAGGAGCUGACCGAUCGCCUUCGGGACCGCGUGACUGGCGGCGGCGAGGCGGUGCCCGGGGACCUUGCCACGGCGCAGGAGAUGCUGGACAAGCACCAGCACCUCCGGGGCGACAUCGACGCGCUCCGCGACAGGAUCGCGGCGCUGGAGAAGGAAGGCUUGGAAAUGCAGAAGCGGGGCGACCCGGGCGCGGCCGACGUGCUGCGCCUGGCGGAGCAACUGCGCGGGACGCUGGCGGAGUUGGAGGCGCAGUGGAACGAGCGCGACCGCCAGCUGCGCGGCAUCGUUGCCCUGCAGCGGUUCAACAAAGAGGCCGAGCGCCUGGAGGCCGCGCUGUCCGGCCACGAGGCCUUCCUCAAGCUCGACGACCUCGGGGACUCGGUGGGGGCCACGGAGAGUCUGCUGAAGCGCCACGCCGAGUUUGAGAACCGCCUGGGCGCCAUGGACCGGCCGAUCCGACAUCUCAAAAAGCACGCGGCGGAGCUGGUGAAGAGUGGCGUGGUGCCGCCCGAAGGGCUGGAGCAGAAGGUGGACGCGGUGGUGGCGCGGAGGGACGCGGUGCAGGAUGGCAGCGACCGCCGCAGGGCGCUGCUCGAGGCUGCGCACAAGUACCAGGUGUUCACGAGGAACGCCGCGGAGCUGCUGGCGUGGGUGGCGGAGAAGCGCGUCCUGGCCGACGACGAGUCGUACCGCGACCUCAGCCUGCUCUCCCGCGAGCUCAAGCGGCAGAACGCGGCCGAGGGGGAGCUGCGCACCAACCAGCAGGCACUCGCCGCCGUUCAGGAGGUGGGCCGGGAUCUGGUGAAAGGCCGCCACUUUGCGAGCCGCGAGAUCCAGGCGACGCUGGAGGAGCUGCGCGCGCGCUGGGCCGAGCUGGAGAAAAAGAUGACCGAGCGGGGCCGCAAGCUGCGGCAGGCCGUGGACCAGCGCCAACUCAACCAGCUGCUGCAGGAUGCACGGGAGCGGCUGGACGCGCUGGAGAACCAGCUGCGCUCCGAGGACGUGGGCACCGACCUGCGCUCCAGCAAGACGCUGCUGGCGCACCACGUGCACACGGAGGCGGCGCUCGACUCGCUGGUGGAAAGGAUCCUCGCCGUGGUGGCGCAGGGCGAGAGCCUCGCCGACGGGCACUUCGACUCGCGCGGGAUCCAGAGGGAGACGCGAGAGUUCAAAAAGCGGCUGGCUGCGUUGGCGGAGCCACGAGCGAAGCGCCGAGCGCGCCUGGAGGAGGCCGUGCGCUACUACGAGGCGAUGCGUGCCCUGGAGCAGGAGGCGGCGUGGAUCGCGGAGCGAGUGCCCAGCGCAGAGUCCCACGACACGGGGCGCACCCUCGACGCCACCCAGCUCCUGCUGGAGCAGGCGAAGAAGCUGCAGGCCGAGUGCACGGCGCACGCUCCGCACGUGUCGCGCAUCGCCGGGCUCGGCGCCGCCAUGCAGGCCGCGGGACACCCGCUGGCGCGCGACAUCACGCGUCGCUGCGAGGAGGUGCGCGCCGCGUGGGACGCGCUGCUGCUGGCGCUCGAGAACCGGCGUCGGCUGCUGGCGCUCGCCGAGAGGGCGCACACGGCGUCGGCGAACGCGGCGGAGCUGGAGGUGUGGCUGGCCGAGCGAGCCGAGCAGGCGCGCAGCGAGGAGUGCGGCCGCGACGAAGACGCCGCACGGAACCUCAUCGCGCGCCACAAGGACUUGGAGCAGGAGAUGGAGGUGAACGGGCGUCUGGUGGACGAGUUGGUGCGGGCGGCGCGCGAGCUCAAGGCGGAGGGUGCCCCGGCGGCGCAGGAGCUGCCGGCGCGAGCCGAUAAGAUCCAGGAGACGAUGGCGGACCUACGCCAGCUCUCCGCGGAGAGGUUGGGCCGCCUGGAGGGUGCGCUGGCCCUGCACGCGUACCUGCGCGAGUGCGCCGACCUCGAGGAGUGGAUCUCUCAGCAGCUGGCGACGGUCGCUGCGCAGGACGACGUGGGCGACGACCACGAGCACGUGCAGCGGAUGCUGGCGCGGUUCUCUGCGUUCGAGCGCACGAUGGCGGCGCGCGCCGAGCAGUUUGUGAGGUGCCACUCGCUGGCCGAGGAGCUCCUCGCCGCACGGCACCCGCGCCGGCGCGACGUCAAGCAGCGGCAGCACGCCCUCCGGGAGCUGUGGGACCAGCUGGUCACCUUGACCCAGCUCCGAGGAACAAAGCUGUCACAGGCCGAGGAGGCGCACCGCUACGUGAUGGAGCUCUCCGAGGCACUGCUGCACAUACAGGAGCGUAAGGCGGGCGUGCAGGGGGAGGUGGGCAAGGACCUGCGCUCCGUGCGGGAUCAGCUGCGCCGCCACGAGGCGCUGGAGAACGAGCUCGUGGCUGCGGAGGCGCAGCUGCAGGAGCUGGUGGACCGCGGUCAGACCGUGACGGCGCACUGCCCGCCGGCGCUGGCCGACACCAUCGCGGAGCGGCAGCAGUCCCUGGUGGAGGCGUGGGGCGACCUCAAGGACCGGGUCGACUCGCGGCAGCAGCAGCUGCGCGAUGCGCACAGCCUCUACUGCUUCUUGGGCCUCGUGCGGGACUACUCCGGCUGGAUGGACGAGGUGGGCCGCGGGCUGGAGCUGGCCGAGGCGCCGGCGGCGCGAGGAGUGCAGGGCGCCAGCGCCCAGCGCGCCCAGCACGCGAGCCUGCGCGCCGAGAUGGAGGCGCACGACUCGGACUUCCACGACGUGUGCACGGCCGCCGAGGGGCUGCUCAGCCAGAAACACCCUGCGGUCAAGGAGGUCAAGGAGAAGCUGUACAUGGUGACGAAGCGCCGGCGGGAGCUGUUGUUGCGCUGGGAGGAGGCGAACGAGCGGCUGGAGCGGCGCUACCUGGAGCAGCUGUUCCUGCAUGAGGCGGAGCUCACGGAGACCUGGAUCAAUAGCCAGGAGGACUACCUGAAUUCCCGCGAGCUACCCAGCUCGCUCGCCCAGGUGGACUCUCUGAUCCGGCAGCACGGCGUGUUUGGGCAGCUGCUGGCGACGCGAGACGGGAAGAUCGAAGCGCUGCGAGAGAGCAUGGAGCGGCUGGAGGAGCAGGGCCCGGCACGGCGCCGCCUCACCCUGCUGCAGGAGCGCCUCGCCCGCGUCCACCGCCUCUCCGGGGACAAGGGGCACGAGCUGGAGACGGCGCGCCUCCUCCUCACCUUCCACGCCGACCUGGCCGAGACCGGGGCGUGGUGCGGCGAGAUGCUGCGGCGGGCCCAGGCCGGGCUGCGCGAGGAGGACGGCGUGAGCGUGCGGGAGAAGAUGGCGCUGCUGCAGAAGCACCAGACGUUCCACGCCGAGGUGAUGGCGCGCGAGGGCGCCAUCCAGGACACCGUGCAGGCCGGCGAGGCGCUGGCGAUCAGAGCGCCGUCGCGCGCCGCCGAGGUGCAGCGGCAGGCGCGCAAGCUCCGCGAGGACUGGGAGGCGCUGCUGCGCGCGAUGGCCACGAGGGAGCGCAUGCUGGGGGAGGCGCGCGACCUGCUGGAGUUCACGACGCGCGUGGAGCGCGCCGAGGCCUGGAUCCGUGACAAGGAGGUGAUGGUGGCCGUCGGGGACGUGGGCAAGGACUACGAGCACUGCCUGCAGCUGCAGAAGAAGCUCGGCGCCGAAGGGAGUGCGGACGGGGCGGUGGACGACGCGCAGAUGAAGACGCUGAAUGCGCUGGGCGCGAAGCUGGAGGCGCAGGGCGGUCCCGACGCUCCGUUAGUGCAGCGCAGCCGGGCCCAGCUCAACAAGCGCUGGGCCACGUUCCAGAGUGCCCUGCAGGACUACCGCUCCCGGCUCGCCACGGCGCUGGGCGUGCACGCGUUCCUGCUGCAGAUGGACGAGACGAGGGCGCUCAUCGGGGAGAAGAGCGCGGCGAUGCACGCGGCGGGGCUCGGCGGGGACCUGGAGGAGGUGGAGGCGCUGGUGCGACGCCACGAGGAGACGCAGCGAGACAUCCGCGUGCUGAGCGACAGCGUUCAGGAGAGCGAGGCGGAGUCCCGCAGGCUGUCGCGCCAGCACCCGGCGCUGACGGAGCACGUGUCGCAGCGGCAGCGAGCGCUGCAGGAGGCGUGGCUGCGGCUGCAGGAGGACACGGCGACCCGCGGCGCACGCCUCGCCGACACGCUGCACCUGCAGCGCUUCCGCGCCGCCGCCAAGACGCUGCUGGCGUGGGACGCCGACACGCGCGCUACCAUGAGCGUGGCGCGCGCGCCGGCCAGCCUCCCCGAGGCCGAGAGCCUCCUGCAGGCGCACCACGAGACCAAGGUGGAGAUCACGGCGCGCGGAGGCCGCUUCGAGGAGGUGCACGAGGUGGGCGAUCGGCUCGUGGCAGAGCGGCACCCGGACGCGGCCGACAUCCGACGCGAGCUUGUGCGGCUGGAGGACGUUCGCGAGGCUCUGCUGGCCGCGUGGGGCGACGCGCUGUCCACCCUGACGCUCGCCCGUGACACGCUGCGGUUGCGUGAGCUGGUGGAGCGGGCCGACGGCUGGCUGACGGCGCGGGAGGCGCUGCUGGAGAACCGCGACCUCGGGGACUCGCUGGCGACGGUCGAGAGCCUCGGCAAGAAGCACGAGGCGCUGGUGGAGUCGCUGGCGGACGAGCAUUCCCCGCUGGGCGACGCGGACCGCAUGGCGAGCCACCUGGGCGCGCACGUCCCACAGCAGCUGGGCGACGCCAUGGACGCGGUCUUUGAGAGGCGGGACCGACUGCUGGAGGUGGCGGCUGAGCGGACCCGGAUGCUGGACGACUCCCGGCGGCUCCACCUUUUCCUCGGCGUCACGUACGAGGAGCUGUCAUGGCUGGACGAGCGCGCAGCCGUGGCACGCGAGGACACGUGGGCGGAGCUCACCAACCUGCAGGCCAAGCUGCAGCGGCAGCAGGCGCUGGACGCCGAGGUGGAGGGGCAGAACGCGCGGCUCGACAACAUUGUGGCCGAGGGCGAGGCCAUGGUGAAGGGCGGCCACUUCGCGGCGCACAGCGACCUCGCGCCGCGCCUCCAGGAGAUUCGCGAGCUGCGGGAGGAGCUGUCGGAGCUGUGCCGCGUGAAGCGUGCGCGGCUGCAGGAGGCGCACCAGGCGCUGCAGCUGCUGCGUGACCUGGACGAGGCCGAGCGCUGGCUGGGCGAGGCGGUGGAGCGCCUCGCCUCCACGGAGCCCGCCACGGACCUGGCCAUGGCCGAGGCAGAGCUGCAGGCGCAGGGCGAGCUGGAGACGGAGGUGGCGGCGCACCGCGCGCGCGUGCAGGCGCUGGCGGGCGACGCCGCCGAGCUCCAGCGGCAGGACAACUUCCUGGGCGACGAGCUGACGAAGCGGGCGAGCGAAAUUGACUCCAGCUACGAGAAGGCGUCGGAUCCGGUGCGAGCGCACCGCAUGGCGCUGGAGGAGCGCCAAGACCUGCUGCGCUUCUACCACGACGUGGAGGCCGAGUUCGACUGGGUGCGCGAGCGGCUGCCCCUUGCCUCGCUCGCCGAGGUCGGCGGCUCGCUGCCCGCUGUGCAGGCCUUCCUCACCCGGCACCAGGCGCUGGAGAGCGAGGUGGAGGCGCGGGAUGUGCUGGUGCAGGACGUUCUGAGCUCGGGGUCGGGGCUGGUGUCGCGCGAGCACCCUGAAGCGGCGCAGGUUCGCUCGUGCCUGGAGGAGCUGCGCGACGCCACGGAGCGCCUGCGCGAGGAGUGCGCAGCCCGGCGCGCUCGGCUCGAGCACGCGCUCCACGCGCAGCAGAUAGACGCGCAGCUGGGCGAGGUGGAGGCGUGGCUGGAGGAGCGCGGGGCGCUGCUGAGCGGCGCGAGCGACCCCGACGAGGACGUGGGCAGGCACGAGGAGUGGGCGCAGGCCCAGCUGCGCCAGCUGGAAUCGCUGGGGCCCGAGAUGGCGGCACGACAGGAGGCGACGCGGCGCCUCAAGGAGAGCGUGGCGCAGCUUGCACGCGAGUGGCCCGACGACUGCGAGCGCGUGGCGGCGCGCGUGGACGAGGUGCGCGAAGACCUGCAGGGCUUCGCCGGUGCCUUGGACGAGCGGCGCGAGCGCCUGCGCGACCGCCUCUACCUGGGCCGCACGGCGCGUGCCGCCGAGGAGGCGCAGGCGUGGAUGCGCGCUCGCCGGGCGCUGCUGCGCGCCGACGACUGCGGCACCGACCUGGAGGACCUGGAGCUGCUGGAGAAGAGGUUCGAGGAGCUGGUGGAGGAGGUGCGGGUGUCGGGCGAGGGCCGCCUGGGCUCGGUGCACGAGGCGGCGCGGGCGCUGCAGGAGAGGGCGCCGAGGCGGGACGAGAUCGCGCAGGCGCAGCAGCUCGUCGCCAGGGCGACGCGCCACUGGGACAAGCUGCAGUGCGCCAUCGACGACCGAGCGCAGGAGCUGCGCGCGGCCAGGAAGGUGCACGAGUUCUCGCGCGACGCGGAGGACCUGCGCGAGUGGAUCCAGCGCAAGGACGCGGCGAUCCCGCCCAACGAGAACAUCCCUGAGCUGGCCAGCGUGCGCGCCAGCAUGCGGCGCCACGACGCCACCAAGGGCGAUCUGGAGGUGAUCGAAGAGCGCGUGUUGGCGCUGGAGGCCGAGCUGGAGCAGCUGGUGCGGGAACACCCGUCAGAGCGGGAGAGCGCUCGCGCGAGGGUGCACGCCCUGCAGGAGCUGUGGCAGGCGGUGCGGGAGCGCGCGGCCGAGAGGACACUCUUCCUGGAGCACUCGGCGCAGCUCCACGAGCUCAUCAACGAGUACCGCGAACUGGAGCUGUGGGCGGGCGAGGUGAACGCACAGAUGGCCGGGGCCGAGCUGGGCAGCGGCGUGACGGGGGCGGAGGAGGCGCUGGCACGGCACAAGGAAGUCCUCGCCGACGUCGAGCGCCAGCUCGCCCGCUUCGCCGCGCUCAAGCGGGGAGCGCAGGAGCUCACGCGGCCAGAGCACACGCACCACGAGGAGAUCGUCUACGAGACGGAGGACGUGGAGGUGGUGCUCUUGCGAGUCCAGGACAACUGGGACGAACGCCACGAGCUGCUCGCGCACAACCUGCAGCUGCAGCUGCUGCGUCGCAAGCUGGAGCAGUCGGACAGCUGGCUGGCCACGCGCGAGGGCCUGUUGACAGACGGCGACCUCGGGGACUCGCUGCAUGGGGUGGAGGAGCUGCUGAAGCAGCUCGAGGACCUGGAGAGCACCAUGUUGGAGCAGGAGGACCACUUCGUACAUCUGACACAGGAGCUGUGA
Molecule: messenger RNA, 10965 nt
Organism: Lethenteron reissneri (Far Eastern brook lamprey)
Lineage: Eukaryota; Metazoa; Chordata; Hyperoartia; Petromyzontiformes; Petromyzontidae
Product: spectrin beta chain, non-erythrocytic 5-like
Molecular function (GO): protein binding
Source: RefSeq, a predicted model, not a curated record